Molecule: messenger RNA, 1569 nt
Organism: Exaiptasia diaphana
Lineage: Eukaryota; Metazoa; Cnidaria; Anthozoa; Actiniaria; Aiptasiidae
Product: splicing factor 3B subunit 4
Exons: 9
Coding region: 14-958 (314 amino acids)
Biological process (GO): positive regulation of mRNA splicing, via spliceosome
Cellular component (GO): nucleolus; U12-type spliceosomal complex
Molecular function (GO): RNA binding
Source: RefSeq, a predicted model, not a curated record
UGUCAAAUUCAGCAUGGCGGCCGGACCAAUUGCUGAAAGAAAUCAAGAUGCCACAAUAUACGUGGGAAAUCUUGAUGAAAAAGUUGUCGAAGCCUUGCUAUGGGAGUGCUUUUUACAAGCAGGACCUGUUGUCAAUGUACAUAUGCCAAAGGACAGAAUUACCCAGCAACACCAGGGAUAUGGUUUUGUAGAGUUCUUGGGAGAAGAAGAUGCAGACUAUGCGAUUAAAGUUAUGAAUAUGAUUAAAAUGUAUGGCAAACCAAUUCGAGUCAACAAGGCAUCAGCACAUAACAAAAACCUAGAUGUUGGAGCUAAUUUAUUUAUUGGAAACUUAGAUCCUGAAGUGGAUGAAAAACUAUUAUACGACACAUUUAGCGCAUUUGGAGUUAUWUUACAGACACCUAAGAUUAUGAGAGAUCCAGACACAGGCAACUCCAAGGGAUUUGCCUUCAUUAAUUUUGCAAGUUUUGAGGCUGCCGAUGCAGCCAUAGAAGCUAUGAAUGGACAGUAUUUAUGUAAUCGACCAAUCACAGUCUCAUUUGCCUUUAAAAAGGACGCUAAGGGAGAAAGACAUGGAUCUGCUGCAGAGCGUCUACUUGCUGCACAAAAUCCGCUUGCACAAGCUGAUCGACCGCAUCAACUGUUYGCCGAUGCACCUCCUGUUCCUGCAGCGGCUGUCCCACCCAUGAUGCCUAUGGGGAUGCCUAUGCCUGGUCAACCUCCCGUUGGGAUGCCUCCAGUUCCGCCAGCAAUGCCGCCCCCAGGCAUGCCGCCACCUGGGAUGUUCUUUCCACAGUUUGGUAUACCUCCUCAAUUCCAGCAGGGUCCUCCUCAUGGAAGCCAACCCCCUCCCCCUCCCCCACCAAAUAUGAUGGGACAGCCUCCGCCACCACCUGGAUUAAUGUUUAUGAUGCCACCGCCGCCGCCAAAUCAAAUGCCUCCACCACCUCCACAUUAACUAAAAAAAUAAAAAAUGGAUAUUAAAURUUGUAGUAUUGGAUGAGCAAAAUCGUUUUUGCAUAAAAGCGCAAAAGCAAGGAAACUGAAGAUGAAAGAAAAGUGACAGAAGUGGACGUAGAAGACUAGGGGAUGCACGAGACUAAUUCAGGCAGUAGGGCUGCCUGUUGAUUCUCCUGUCUAUACUUCCCAUAUCGCUUCAUAGGCAGCCCAACUAUUUCUUGUCAAAACUAAUUUUUGCAAAAUCGUGAACAGAUCUAAACAAAUUCGUAAAAGCAAAGUUGUGUYGAACUUAAUACAUGCAAGUAUGAAAAAAUAAUUGCAAUUUGCCAUCAAAGUUGAGAGACUGUUUGAUAAGUAAAUAUUUAACCAAGAAACUCGAAAAUUCGUGUUGUGUUUAACUUGCUCUUGUAAACUUGACUAUUUUGAAGUGAAUUGUUUGACUUUGUGGGAUGUUUUACCCKCCUGAUUUUAAGUAGUGUUUUCUUAUGUUAAAAAAGAUCGUCAGGACAAACGAAUAAAUGAGAAUUAAUAAGUGAGGACGAAAGCUUAAAAAAUAUGUGAAAAAGCUUUUUAAAGCUUUUUUUUAGCUGAUUAAAAAAUCAGUCGGAA